Messenger RNA from Neurospora tetrasperma FGSC 2508, 213 nucleotides. RefSeq lists its product as uncharacterized. Lineage: Eukaryota; Fungi; Ascomycota; Sordariomycetes; Sordariales; Sordariaceae. The record is from RefSeq and is a predicted model, not a curated record. Bases 1 to 213 code for a protein of 70 amino acids. The transcript is spliced from 2 exons.
AUGACCUUGGUUGUCAACACUAAUGCCAAGGCUCACAGCUUAAGUCAAGAUCGCACUUCCACCUCCGCAGGCUUCAAUCAGCCCAAAGGCGAUACAGACUUACAAUACACGGUUGAGGACGACGAGCCUCUAUACUUGACCAUGGUACAGGCCACAGAGCAACCCAACAUGAUUGCUGAGUCUGGCGGUUGUCGAGUCGGACCACGGAUGUAG